AUGCGCAAAAUCACGACAACACCACGCAUCCUCAAGCCUCAAGCGGCCAAAAAGUGGUACCAACAUCUAACCAUCGACCUCCUCAUCAAAGUCCUCAACCAAACCUUUCUGCACCCGUUCAUAGCAUGGAUCAUCGUCCUCUGUCUGCGCGCCCAAGUGACCCCCAUCGACCAUCCGGCGUGGAUAAUCGCGCUCGGAUAUGCGAUCUUCCUGACCCUCUGGACUGCAGCUGGCAUGCUCAACCGCCGCAUUGCGUAUGGCUUGCCGCGCGAAGUUGAGCCGAGUCAUGAGAUUAUCGUGAUUACGGGUGGAGGUAGCGGGCUUGGCCAGCUUAUUGCCCAGAUCUACGGGAUGAGGGGCGCGGGUGUUGCGGUUUUGGAUGUCAAGGAGGUGAGUGAAGUGGAAGGGUGGGAUGAGCUUUCUGGUGUAGACUACUAUCAGUGUGAUGUGAGCGAUCGGAAGGCUCUAGAGAUGACGGCUAAGAGGAUUGAAAAUGAUUUGGGAAAGCCCACGGUGCUCAUCAACUGCGCCGCUGCGGGAAUACAUGGAGUGCCGCUCCUCUCACUAACCCCGGAAGCGAUGAAGAAAACCAUCCAGACCAAUCUAUUCGCCCCCUUUCAUGUGCUGCAGGUGUUCUUGCCCGGCAUGAUGGAAACAGACAAUGGCGGUGUCGUGGUCAACGUCAGUUCAGUUCUUGGACAGCUAACGGCCGCUGGUUUGUCGGAUUACUCUGCCAGCAAAGCCGGUCUCAGCGCAAUGCAUAGGUCUUUAGAAGCCGAACUUCGGGCCUCGGGCCAUGACGACAAAAUAAAAACACUGCUGGUGGAAACAGGACAGCUGUCUACACCUUUAUUUGACGGCAUCCAAACCCCAAGUCAAUUCUUUGCGCCUGUUGUCGAGCCUAUCCAAGUUGCGUAUGAUAUUGUCUCGGCCAUUGACAACGGCGACAAUGGCCUUAUCAGAAUGCCUGCCUUUGCGAAGUUGGUGAAUUGGUAUGCCGUGCUGCCUGCUUCCAUUCAGAGGCUAGCUCGCUAUGUGAGUGGAAUAGACUCGGCGGUCGCCAAGGCAUACAGCGGCCAGAUCCCAGUACCGGAUUAUUCGAGUUCAAGUGAAUCAGAGAGCGAAGCCGAGGUACUUCGCACGAAAUAA
This is a messenger RNA of Talaromyces rugulosus, 1149 nucleotides long. RefSeq lists its product as uncharacterized. The record is from RefSeq and is a predicted model, not a curated record. Gene Ontology annotation, molecular function: oxidoreductase activity, acting on the CH-OH group of donors, NAD or NADP as acceptor. The coding region runs from base 1 to 1149 and encodes 382 amino acids. Lineage: Eukaryota; Fungi; Ascomycota; Eurotiomycetes; Eurotiales; Trichocomaceae. The transcript has 2 exons.